This is a messenger RNA of Carlito syrichta (Philippine tarsier), 1853 nucleotides long. It is a transcript of the gene PGD, whose product is annotated as phosphogluconate dehydrogenase. Gene Ontology annotation, biological process: pentose-phosphate shunt; pentose-phosphate shunt, oxidative branch. NCBI's taxonomy places the organism in Eukaryota, Metazoa, Chordata, Mammalia, Primates, Tarsiidae. Gene Ontology annotation, molecular function: NADP binding; phosphogluconate dehydrogenase (decarboxylating) activity. Gene Ontology annotation, cellular component: cytosol. Bases 54 to 1466 code for a protein of 470 amino acids. The transcript has 12 exons. The record is from RefSeq and is a predicted model, not a curated record.
UGUUCUGUCCCCGGCCUCCCAGAGCUGACAUCGCGCUGAUCGGACUGGCCGUCAUGGGCCAGAACUUAGUCUUGAACAUGAACGACCACGGCUUUGUGGUCUGUGCUUUUAACAGGACAGUCUCCAAAGUUGAUGACUUCUUGGCCAACGAGGCAAAGGGAACCAAAGUGGUUGGCGCUCACUCCCUGAAGGAGAUGGUCUCCAAGCUGAAGAAGCCCCGGAGGAUCAUCCUCCUUGUGAAGGCGGGCCAGGCUGUUGAUGAUUUCAUUGAAAAACUGGUGCCAUUGCUGGACGCUGGUGACAUCGUCAUUGACGGAGGAAAUUCUGAAUAUAGGGAUACAACAAGACGCUGUCUAGACCUCAAGGCCAAGGGAAUCUUAUUUGUGGGGAGCGGAGUGAGUGGUGGAGAGGACGGGGCCCGGUAUGGCCCGUCGCUCAUGCCAGGAGGCAACAAAGAAGCAUGGCCCCACAUCAAGACAAUCUUCCAGGGCAUUGCUGCCAAAGUGGGAACUGGAGAACCCUGUUGUGACUGGGUGGGAGAGGAGGGAGCUGGACACUUCGUGAAGAUGGUGCACAAUGGGAUAGAGUACGGGGACAUGCAGCUGAUCUGUGAGGCGUACCACCUGAUGAAGGAUGUUCUGGACAUGGAGCAGGGUGAGAUGGCACAGGCCUUUGAGGAGUGGAACAAGACGGAGUUGGACUCGUUCCUGAUUGAAAUCACAGCCAACAUUCUCAAGUUCCGAGACACCGACAGCAAGUACCUGCUGCCGAAGAUUAGGGACAGUGCGGGGCAGAAGGGCACUGGGAAGUGGACCGCCAUCUCUGCCCUGGAGUACGGUGUUCCUGUCACCCUCAUUGGAGAAGCUGUCUUUGCUCGGUGCUUAUCAUCUCUAAAGGAUGAGAGGAUUCAAGCUAGCAAAAAACUGAAGGGUCCCCAAAAGUUCCAGUUUGGCGGUGACAAGAAGUCAUUCCUGGAGGACAUUCGGAAGGCCCUCUAUGCUUCCAAGAUCAUCUCUUACGCCCAAGGCUUUAUGCUGCUGAGACAGGCAGCCACUGAAUUCGGCUGGACCCUCAAUUAUGGCGGCAUUGCCCUGAUGUGGCGAGGGGGCUGCAUCAUCCGGAGCGUAUUCUUAGGAAAGAUAAAGGAUGCAUUUGAUAGAAACCCAGAACUUCAGAACCUGCUACUGGACGACUUUUUUAAGUCAGCUGUUGAAAACUGCCAGGACUCCUGGCGGCGGGCAGUGAGCACUGGUGUCCAGGCCGGCAUCCCCAUGCCCUGCUUCACCACUGCCCUCUCCUUCUAUGAUGGCUACAGACACGAGAUGCUUCCAGCCAACCUCGUCCAGGCUCAGCGGGAUUACUUCGGGGCUCACACCUACGAACUUUUAGCCAAGCCGGGACAGUUUAUCCACACCAACUGGACAGGCCACGGUGGCAGCGUGUCGUCGUCCUCCUACAACGCCUGAUCAGGCUGUGCCUGCUACCCUUCUCGGCUCCACAGGCAGGACAUUCCAUGUACCACACUCUGCCAACGUGGCCCUCUGCCCUCCUUUCUGCUCAGAUCUUUUAAAAUACAGUAUCAUACGAGACUCCUGAAAACAGCAAAUCGUUUUUGUGAAGUAGUUUUUGAGAGCCCUCAUGCCCCUGCCCCUGCCUCCUGGUACAGACCGGGAACUGAUCAUGCACAUGAAAGCUGGAGCCAGCUCCUCGGUCAUUUCCACAUGUCCCCUCUGGGCUGGUGAGGCUCUUGUCACAUGGCUGGGAAGCGUGUACAGUCUGGUCGUACUGGAAGCUCUGUGCCACGCAGCCGAAGCCCCUUUUUCCUUUAGUCAAUAAAAGCUACUUUAUGUUUA